GUACAAAACUGCGCAACACUUCAGCGUACGCUUCAAGAGGAACGCCGCAUCGCCAUAAUCACUAGCUCGCCCGCCUCGAUUAGCAACGUUGUUAUAGUUACUCAGUCAUUCAUCUGGUGGUAUAUUCGUAGAGGCACGUUGUCUGGCACGAUCCACAGCAAUCCUGCAACUUACGAAUUGUUAUCUGUUCACGGCAAUCAGUCGCGAUGCCGCAGGCGUGCGGUGUUCGCGGGUGCGUAAACAGUGUAUGUAAUCGCUCGAAAUAUCGUCGGCACACGGUACCGCGGAAAGAACCUGCACGAAGUACAUGGCUACGACUGAUACAACGUGAUGACGUCCCAUCGAACGCUGCAAUCGUCGUCUGUUUUCUACACUUUCGACCGGUCGACUACGAACUCAACGUGUCACUUGUUGAAGGCUCCGGAGUUGGAAAAUUCAAACAUAGACUGAGACCCGAAGUGACGCCGUCGUUGAACCUACCUAAUGCUGCCGCCGCGCAAGAGAACGUGGUACGUAUGUCGCCUGUGACGUGCCUGCAACGGUACAUACUAGAAAUAUAUGUGUCGUGCACCUGCUUAGCACAUUUUAUAAAUUUCAAUCACUUUCCUCAAAUACAGGCAGAACAAUGUGUACCAGAAGGUGACAGCCUAAACGGUGACAGUGCAUGUGCCAGCUUAGUCAGUCACGCUUCUUCCUUUGGAAAUGAAGAGAGCGGUUAUUCAUCUCACACCCAACCUGCUUCCCCUGUGCUUACAUCUCAGUCUCCCAGUCCCGACAUGACACCUACAACCGUCCUACAGUGCAUGAACUGUGGGUGCAGGCAGCCCAACAGCGUACCUUUGACUGAAGAAAAAGGGACCCAGUACAGUUUGCCAAGAGAGUCGAAGUGGACCCAAACAACAGUUGUCCAAACUAGGAGAGUCGGCACACAAGCAAAUCAUAAUGCCAAAUCUCUGCAAACAUCGUCAACUCAAACAAGUGAAGACUUCUGUGAACCUGGGCCACAGCACUCAGGCAUUCAAUGGGAACCAAAACGGUGCUCUACACCAGUUAUGAAUGAUGUGACAGAGACCACUAUCGGUGACACUGACAAUCCAGCAGACACCACCUAUGUACCACAACACGACAGCCUUCUUGGUUCUUGCAGUGAUAGCCCUCAAGCCAGCAGUGUCAGUCCCCAGGAGGAGAGAAAAUAUAUAAUAUUCGAAAGCAAGCUGAAAGAACUGUUUCGUUCCUGCACCACAUGCUUGAACCCGUGUACUACAAGCUUCAGCUGUGUUGGUUCCCUCCUCCGAGUUGAGUCCUGCUGCGUAGAUGGUCAUACGUUUGUUUGGGAGAGCCAGCCAUACAUAUCAAAUAAGCCUGCUGGAAACGUCCUGCUGUCUGCAGCAAUUCUGUUUAGCGGAGCAAGUCCCACUCCAACACUGCGGAUGCUCAAACUGAUAAAUGUCAAGAUCUUCUGUGAUCACACGUUUUUCAACUACCAGCGAGGAUACCUUCUACCAGCAAUAACUGAGGUAUGGACACAGCACCAAGCGGCACUCCUGGUUGAGUUGCAGGGCAAGGAAACCGACUUGGCUGCUGAUGGAAGAUGCGAUUCUCCGGGCCACAACGCAAAGUACCUAUCGUACAGUUUCUAUGACGGGAAGCUGAACAAGGUUGUCCAUACAGUACAGGUUCAGUCAAAUGAAGUGGCAUCAAGCUACCACAUGGAGCUGGAAGCACUGCAGCGUGGCCUUGAAGAACUGCAUGAUUUCAACGUCGGUGUACGGUCUUUGACAACAGAUCGGCAUCCCAGUGUACGGAAAUACAUGCGUACAUCACACCCAGAGGUUAACCACCAGUUUGAUGUCUGGCACGUUUCCAAAGGCAUUCGAAAGAAGCUGAUGAGUGCCAGCAAGGAAAAGGUUGCGAAGCACUUGAGCUAUGGUCAAAGCCUGUGGUGAAUCAUCUGUACUACUGUGUCACCCACAGCGAAGGAGAUGCAGAGCGUGUGUUAUCGAUGUGGAAGAGCCUUAACAAUCAUGUGUGCAACAUUCAUGAGGGCCAUGAAGGCCCAUAUCCACGCUGUCUGCACCCUGUCCUGGACGAGAACGACCGACCAUGGCUCAUUCCUGGGUCACAGCCUCAGAAGAAGCUAGCAGAGAUAACCCUGGCAAAAUAUCUGUUGAAGGAUAUUCCAAAGCUUUCUCCUGAUGUUCAGACAUCAAACUUGGAAGCAUUCCACAGCCUUCUCAUCCGGUUUGCUUCCAAGUCUGUUGGGUAUGGCCCCAAAACUAUGAAAUGCAGGACGCAGCUAGCCAUCCUGCAUUUCAAUGAAAACUCCAACAGGGCCCAUGCUUUCACAGAAGAUGGAGAACUGCGCUACCUAAUGAAGCGAUCGAAGGUGUACUCUGGAGAGUAUGUUGCGCUGCCCAUCAAGGAGGAGCCUACCUUCAAUUAUGCUCGCAAGCUUCUGGACAAGGUGGUAGAGCUCUGCCAUAAAUGGCCUACAUUUGAUGACGCAUGGGCUGCAAACCCUCCCGAUGAACUGCCUAGUCUAACGAAGAACGAGCCCCCUGUAGACAAGAGGGCACUUGUAGAGGCCAGGCAACACCGUCUAGAGAUGUGUCGCUGCUGCCUGUGCAAGGAAGAUUCGCAAAUGUAGGUCUAAAUCCAGUGUAGUACGUUGAAGGGAACUUUUCCCGAAUUGCCCACACAACACAUGAUGGCAGCACAUGACGGUUCCCUUCGCCAAGGUGCCCCCAGAGCCAGGAUGCACACUGCCGGUCUGCUGCUUCAUGGCCGUGGGCCAGCAUGUCAUUUAUUGAACUUGACACUGGAGAUGACACAUUUUGUUUGACAACUUCAAUUUGAGCUUUCAGAAAGCAGCUUGCAGCUUUCAGAGAAACAGUGACUACCUAUAUUACUCUGACACUCAUGCAAUCACCUCUGGAAGAGAGCAUUACGGAUGGUCUGGAGGAAUGCAUGUGGAGACAUCUGAAGACUCUAAACAAAUUUUAUGAAAUGGUAAUGCAGCUGCGUUUGUGUUUCACUGGUACGUUGGAGUCUUACAAUUUCCCUUUGACUUUUGUUGCGCAUGAGAGCAUCGUCAUGGAUGGCCUGGAAGAAUGCAUGUGGAGACAUCUGAAGACUCUAAACAAAUUUUAUGAAAUGGUAAUGCAGCUGCGUUUGUGUUUCACUGGUACGUUGGAGUCUUACAAUUUCCCUUUGACUUUUGUUGCGCAUGAGAGCAUCGUCAUGGAUGGCCUGGAAGAACGCAUGUGGAGACAUCUGAAGACUCUAAACAAAUUUUAUGAAAUGGUAAUGCAGCUGCGUUUGUGUUUCACUGAUUACUGAGAACACUUUUUCACGGAUACUUGGUACAGAGGUACAUGCUACUGUUCCUUUGUGUUGGGCAAUGAUCUUCUAAGGAACUGCGACAGACAAAUCGAGGGAGAAGCUUUUCACAGUAACAACAACUUGGAGAGUGUGUGUGACGGGAAUAUAUUUCUGUAUCCCUGGGCCUGAUUGUGAUGAUACACAUCAAAGGUCUGUUGCUACAAACAACAGGCUGCUCCUGAGGCAUUUCUGUGCAUAAAAGACAGAAUUUUCUCUGAAGUGUAAACAUGCUCUUGCUAUCCAAGACCUCGUGUACCAGUGAACACGCCUACUUGUGAAUGCUGAAUUUUGCUUUGAGGGCAUGUUUCUCGCUCAACAGGCAUAUCAGAACAUCAUAUGAACUGCCAGUCCUUGAUAAACUACAACCUGUUCUAAAGAAUUCAUAAAAGCAAGGCAUGAAUGCAAAAAACUUGUUCUUGUCUCUUGGUAGUGAGUAAUGUGCAUAGUUGUUUGUUAUUGUGUCUAAACAGAGUGACUUUUAGCAAUAUCUGACUUCUCCAUUACAAAGUGCACAUGAACGUAUCUAUGAAUGAUAAUAAAAUAAUUCGAGGCUUUAUAUCGUGAAACAACUGUGAUCCUAUCUGUGAAUGACUUAUUGCUUGCAGAAUAAUAAUUACCACUGUGAGUACAACUAAUAAAAAGUUCAUUAGGA
Molecule: messenger RNA, 4033 nt
Organism: Ornithodoros turicata
Lineage: Eukaryota; Metazoa; Arthropoda; Arachnida; Ixodida; Argasidae
Exons: 16
Coding region: 207-1946 (579 amino acids)
Source: RefSeq, a predicted model, not a curated record